UUGGGCCGCCCUGGGCGGGGAGUCACAUGAUGGAGCCUGUCCUCGGCGGUUCGCGAAGAGCCGGCUGCCUGGCGGAGGAGAGAGGCUUCUGAUGGCCGCCGCCGCCCCCUCCCUUGGUUGACCCUGGACUGAGGGAGGCCACGGCAACACAGCGACCACCUGUGAGCAGCAGCAGCAGCAGCAGCAGGAGGAGCAUGCGCCCCAGGCAGGCAGGCAGGCAGGCAGGCCCUUGUUUGGUGAACUCCUAGGAAAUGGAUCCAGUCUGCUGGAAAUCUUUGAACUGCUUCAUGUGGGUACUUUUCUGAAGGCUGUACACUGGGGUGGGCAGGGACCAAGACUGGCAACUUGUUUUUGUAACACUUGGAGAUUCUGCUGCUAUGGAAGAAAGCAAACAACAGGAUCUCCCACAAGAGAGUCAGGACGAUGGCAUCAGCAGCUCAAGACCAUUGCCUGGUGGAACCCUGCCUGUCAAGGGGGAGAUAAAGAAACAUGCUGUUACAGAUGACUACAAAAUCUCCAAGCGAGUCCUGGGCCUUGGCAUUAAUGGCAGAGUAUUGGAGUGCUUCCACAAGGUAACAGGGAGGAAAUGUGCUUUAAAGCUCUUAUAUGAUAGCCCAAAAGCACGACAAGAGGUGGAUCAUCAUUGGCGGGCUUCUGGCUGUCCCCACAUCGUCCACAUCCUGGAUGUUUAUGAAAAUAUACAUCAUGGGAAGAGAUGCCUCCUAAUCAUCAUGGAAUGCAUGGAGGGAGGGGAGCUGUUCAGCAGGAUCCAGGAGCGAGGAGACCAAGCAUUUACAGAAAAAGAGGCCUCUGAAAUAAUGAGAGACAUUGGAACAGCCAUCCAGUAUCUACAUGGAAUGAAUAUAGCCCAUAGAGAUGUCAAGCCAGAAAAUCUGCUUUAUACAUCUAAAGAGAAGGAUGCAGUGCUAAAACUCACAGACUUUGGGUUUGCCAAAGAGACAACAAUACAGAAUGCCCUGCAAACUCCGUGUUAUACUCCAUACUAUGUAGCCCCAGAAGUCCUUGGUCCAGAGAAGUAUGACAAGUCCUGUGAUAUGUGGUCUCUUGGUGUCAUCAUGUACAUUCUCUUGUGUGGGUUCCCUCCAUUCUACUCCAAUACUGGCCAAGCCAUUUCUCCAGGAAUGAAGAGGAGAAUUCGGAUGGGGCAGUAUGGAUUUCCAAACCCUGAAUGGUCAGAGGUGUCUGAUGAAGCUAAGCAGCUAAUUCGCCAGUUGCUGAAGACAGACCCAACAGAAAGAAUGACAAUUUCUCAAUUUAUGAAUCACCCUUGGAUUAAUCAGUCCAUGGUGGUGCCCCCAACCCCUCUUCACACGGCCCGUGUCCUACAGGAGGAUAAAGAUCACUGGGACGAAGUGAAGGAGGAAAUGACAAGUGCCUUGGCAACCAUGAGAGUGGACUACGACCAAGUAAAAAUUAAAGAUUUGAAAACCUCUAACAACCGUCUCCUCAACAAACGUCGCAAGAAGCAAAAACAGGGAGGCACUUCUUCAGCAUCUCCUGGUUGUAACAACCAAUAAAGAAAAGAGUGAAGAAUAAACAUAAAAUGGAACAGUUGCUCGAACAGAGUUCAGCUCACCUUCACACCAAAGCAAAGGUUACCUCUCUGAAAUAUUGAUGAGCAUGUGAUCUACAGCCAAGGUGCACUGAAGCAUCUAACAUAAGAUGUUCUGGAACUUUUUAUUUUGGCAUUUGGUUUUGUCUAAGGGGAAUUUAUUUGUUUAUACUUUUCUUUUACAUUUUAAUAGAAAUUACCUAGGGUGUUCCAGAAAACCAUAGAAUUUAAGUGAAGCUUUAGCUGAGUAGAUGGUUAUUGAGCCAAUGCAGGUCCAACAUAUGUAGCCAUGCUAAGCACAUUUAAAUCUCCCUGCUUUAAAAUGAAGAGAUUUAAGUGUAGGCCUAAGUUUAACAGAAUCCAAUGGGAUGUAAAACCACUUAACCUUGGCUGGAUUAUAUCCAGUGUCCUUAAGAGAAAUGAAUCCUACCGUUGUAUAGACCUCAGGAAUAGAAAGUUCAGGGUCUCUGUGAAGAGAGUAGGUUUUUCACAUGUUCUUUCUUGGUCUUUAUUUUCUGCUUUAUUUUAGUUCUAGAGAUAAUGCUGUCAACUAGUAGAAUUUCUGUUUGAACAGGGAAACAUUGCUUUUGAAAUUUCAGGAAAAUAUUUAAUCUUAAAGGAUUAUUUAAGCCAUGAUUCCAUGUUCACACAUGUCUUAGAUGGAAAGCAAUUCAUAUAGGAAAAUGCAUGUAAAUACGUUGUGCAUUCUCCUGUGUAGUGACAGUGACAUUUCUGUUUUAAUGUUUGCCCUGUAUAGAGGAGGUAUAAUUGGCCAUGUUUUCCUGGUGAACAUACAUGUAGCAACUAGCUGUGAGUGUUGUUAGGCUUCAGUUGAUCCAGUUUCUUGAUCUACACAUGCCAAAACCAUUCUUAGCAGAUAAUUUUCUCAGGUGAAAGACAGAAUGUCUUGUUGAAACUAGAGUUCCACCUUCCAUUUCCUCUGUUACAGCAUACAAGCAAAGCUUGUACAACAUGCAGACUGUUCAUUUCUCACAUCUGCCAUUUUACUCAUGGUCACAUGUCAGCUUGUGCACCUUGUUGACCUGAUGAAAAAAAUAAGAUAUGUGAGCAUUCCUAGAAAACUCCUAAUUUAAGGAGCAGUUCACACAGAAGGAUGCUUACAUAGAGGUGCAUGUUACCCUAAUUUUUCCAUACAAAUGAGCCUUACUUGAUCCCAGUAAGAAGAACACUGCACAGUUCGCAUCCCUGGAUUCUCAGUUGUGCUUUGCUCUGAGAAACCAUGAGACAGCAGGUGUCUUCUCUGAUCUCCAGCUUCAGCACUGCUUAGAAAAAUCCCAGAAAGCAUUUGGAUUUCUCAGUGGGACUGGAGGCAGAAAUGGCAAUUAUUUCUUUCACCAUUUUCACUGUGAUUUGGACCAGAUAAAAACAGGUGAUUGCUGCUCUUUGUGUCUUCAAAAUGCUACAUGAAUGCAAAAUGUCUCACAAGGCCUCCAAACUCACGAGACAGCCUGAGAAGAGGGAAGAGACUUGUGACUAGUAAGCCAGAUCAAGCCAGUAUUUGUGGAAACUCUGCAUCAGAAACUCAUGCCAAAAUUACAGAGGAUGGGUUAUUCUGAUAACAGGAAACUACAGUGCCUGACAGGUCGACUCUCAUCAUUAGGUGCCUCCCAUUGACCUGCAAGUAGGUAUUGAACUGAAACCAAGAAGCACUGGACAAAUCUACAUACUCUUGACUGUUUGAUAGAUUAACAUUUUGCAUAAAUCAAUAAAUGGUUCUUUACCAUUUUU
Anolis sagrei ordinatus is the source of this 3322-nucleotide messenger RNA. It is a transcript of the gene MAPKAPK3, whose product is annotated as MAPK activated protein kinase 3. Gene Ontology annotation, molecular function: ATP binding; mitogen-activated protein kinase binding; calcium/calmodulin-dependent protein kinase activity. The record is from RefSeq and is a predicted model, not a curated record. Gene Ontology annotation, biological process: response to cytokine; intracellular signal transduction; toll-like receptor signaling pathway. Lineage: Eukaryota; Metazoa; Chordata; Lepidosauria; Squamata; Anolidae. Gene Ontology annotation, cellular component: nucleus; cytoplasm.